This is a messenger RNA of Sphaeramia orbicularis (orbiculate cardinalfish), 4474 nucleotides long. RefSeq names its product FANCD2 and FANCI associated nuclease 1 (gene fan1). Gene Ontology annotation, cellular component: nucleus. Lineage: Eukaryota; Metazoa; Chordata; Actinopteri; Kurtiformes; Apogonidae. Gene Ontology annotation, biological process: interstrand cross-link repair. The record is from RefSeq and is a predicted model, not a curated record. Gene Ontology annotation, molecular function: protein binding; 5'-3' exonuclease activity; 5'-flap endonuclease activity. The transcript is spliced from 13 exons. Bases 291 to 3290 code for a protein of 999 amino acids.
GUAGCGGGAUGUUGUUGUCUGUUAGCAAACCAAGCUACAGCCGGUAUGUUAGCGGGUGAAUUCAUGCACUGAAAUUGCUUUUUAAAGUGCCUUUUUAAGUAAUUCUAAAGUGUGUGUAUGCAUAAAGUAUAACAGUUACAAUGCAGGUGUUUAUCUCUGUGCGAAUGAGGUUUUUAGUAAACUAAACAGAGCCAGAAAGCAUUCGAUUAUACUUUCGCCGAUGUAAAGAAUGCAAAGGAAAGCUACUGAAAACAUCGUUUUUAUCGAGCAACAUCGCUACCUCCUUCAAAAUGACCGAGAGAGCCAACAGAGACAAACACAAUCGACGUUUGUCCUUGUCUGGUGGUAAGAAGAAAGGCGGUGUUAAAGCUGGGACUAGUGCCAAAGCUGCCACCUCAACUCCUAUCACGUCGUUCUUCAGCAGCAGCCAGCCGCCUCCUAAGCUGGCCUGUCCUCUGUGUGGCCUACUUGUACCAAGAUUCAGGAUCAAUGAGCACAUUGAUCUGCAGUGUCAAAACUUUGAGAGAGAAGACAGCAGUGCCACCUCAGCAGGCAAUAGUGUUGUGCCAAGCAGCCAGGUGUCACCCAGAAGGACUCCCUCCAAGUGUCCAGAUAAGGACCUACAUAAGACAGAAGAUGUCAAAGAACCCAAAACUAGUCCUUAUUUCCAAAAGAGGAGUUUUCAGCAAGAACCACGGCAGAUACAGAGUAAAACAGUAGUCCGGACAAUUGAACUGGGAAGUCUCUCCUCCAAGCUGUCCAGGAAAUAUCAUAAAAUAUCUGAGAAGACAGGUGACAUUAGAGAUCCUUGUGAGACACUCAGCAACUCACAGAAAGAAAACCUUCCCAGUCUCAGCUCAGAGGACAAGGAAGAACAUGGGACUGUCAUUGAUCUGACAACAAGCACAGAUACUGCACCAGUAUUAACAGAUCUGUCAUCUUCAGAAAAAGGACCUGAUCUUGAAGACUUGACAUCCAAAUCAAAGACACUGAAGAACCUGUUUACACCAAAAACUCUGUCUCACGCUUCCACUAAACUAACAAAAAGAAAAAAGGAAACAGCUUUAGCUGCUGAUGUGUCUGCGUCCAGCAAGAAAGCAAAAUAUGAGGGAUCCAACAGCGAGGCGGAUGAGGUCUUUCCUAAUGAAGCUCCAGAUGAGAAAACUGAUGUAGAGCAGGAUGCAUUUCAGUCACCCUCAACCGACUCAUGUGACCCUCUUUCAACUUCUCAAGAAACAUUUGAGAACAGUGCUGCAGUUUUCAGUGCUGAUGUAGUAGAGUCUGGCUUUGAGAAAACCUCCAGUGAUCAGACAGUUGAGAGCUCUUAUCCCCCACGACUGCCGUACUAUCUCCGUAACUUCCUUACGGUACUCCAGGCUGUGCUAGAGAAUGAAGACGAUAGAUUAUUGUUCAACCAGGAUGACAUGUCACUCAUACAUGCAUUUGAAAAGCUUUCAGUCAUGGGACAGAAGCUGUAUGUGAGGCUGUUUCAGAGAAAGCUGAAGUGGCUUCUGGUAAAUAAACUGGAUUAUGAAGAGAUAUGCAGUGAUCUGGCCCCUGUAGCCCAGGAGCUGGUUCAAAGUGGUUUUCUCCAGUCAGAGAAUGAUCUUAAUGACCUUGGAGAGGCUCUGGACCUGUUGCCUGCUCCUGAACUUAAAACACUUGCUAAGACCUUCCAUCUGGGAAAUUCUGGGACUCAGAAACAGCAGCUAGUGGACGGCCUUCUUCGUCUAAGCAGACAAAAGUCCCUCUUCUCUCUGACUCCUGCUCAAAACAAUAUUGGUGCUGUCAUCCUCAAGAGAUCAAAGCAGCUUGCAGGAUCAUGUGUGCGUCUGAAUCGUGGUCCUCGAGCUGUCUUUUCCCGUAUCCUCCUGCUCUUCUCUCUGACGGAUUCUAUGGAUGAGGAAGACAUGGCAGCUGGUGGACAAAGUCAGCUUUAUACCAUCCUGCUGGUCAACUCAGGACGUCUGGCCUUCCCAGAUUAUACAGUACAGCGCAGAACAAGGGUUUUCCAGGACAGAGAGGACCUUAUAAACUAUGAGGCAGCCAUGCGAGCCCUGCAGGAAGUGGCCUCAGCUAUGCAGGCAGGUCAGUGGGAAGAGGCCUUGGAACUUUACACUGGUGCCAAAAGUGUUUGGCAGGAACUGAGGAAAAAUCAUGACCUCAGUCACCAGGAAGAGCUGCCUGUAUUUCUGCGCAGCUUCACCACAGGAUGGGCCUACAUGCGUAUCCUGUCCAGAGGGGUGGAGAUUUUACAAAGGCUUCGUCGCUAUGAGGAAGCUGUAGAAGAGCUCCAUGCCUUGCUAUCGCAGCCUGUUUACUGUCAAGACAGCCGAGGACGAUGGUGGGACAGACUGGCUCUAAACCUUCAACAGCAUCUUAAAAAAUAUGAACAAGCGAUAUGUGCUAUCAGAGAUGGACUGUCAGACCCUUUGGUGCGAACAGGACAUAAACUCUCCCUCCAUCAGAGAGCUGUUAGGAUGAAAGAGUCAGCUAGCUGUAAGAAGUAUCGCCUGAAACUCAGAGACUUACCCACUAUACACGUCCAAGAUGUCAGACAUGUGACCAUACAGGGACAGCUGUUUCCUCAUGAAGGGGGUAUGGGGAAAUCUUUGUUUCUCAUACCGGCAAAUGGAAAUGGGGCAGAACACGCUAAUGCCACUGUGAUAUGCUCUGUAGAAGAACUGUCUUUAGCACAUUACCGCCAACAAGGUUUUGAUCAAGGGAUUCAUGGAGAGGGAUCAACAUUUUCUACAUUAUUUGCUCUGCUGUUGUGGGACUUAAUCUUUAUGGAGGGUGUGCCAGAUGUUUUCCGAAAUCCAUACCAGACGUGUCCUCUUGAUCUUUACACCGACUGUUUCUAUGAGAACAGAAAAGAAGCCAUAGAUUCUCGGGUACAGCUGCUUAGUGAAGCCUCCGUGGAGACUCUGCAUAACAUGAUGGAGGAUGUGUGGAAAACACAUGAGGGCAAAGUGUGUUCAUUGAUCAACUGGGAGAGAUUCUCCUCUCUUCAGCAGGCACAGUCUCUUGUGUCUUGCCUGAGAGGACCCUUCUUAGCAGGGGUUAUAGCAAGGAUGGCAAAAGACUACCGACACUGUCGUGGCGGUUUGCCAGAUCUAGUGGUGUGGAACACCUCAAACAACACCUACAAGUUGGUGGAAGUAAAAGGACCCAAUGACAGGCUGUCCCAGAAGCAGCAGAUCUGGCUGGAUGAGCUGCACAAACUGGGGGCUGAUGUGGAGGUGUGUCACGUGGCGGCUACCGGAGCCAAAGGAGCUCGUCUGGAAUAAACCCACACUGAAGAGAUGGACUGCAAAUGAGAUUGUGUGGUCAAAAUAAUGGAAGCAUCAUCUGACAGACUCAGAAAAUUGUGAUUGUGGUUCACAGACCUUCUUACUAGUGAUGUGAAUCUUUAUCUCCAAAGAGGAUUCAUUUUUUGUGUAUCACAAAUGUAAUCCUGUUUGAGAACAGUUAGCGUUCAGGCAAAAAAAUCUGCCUUUAAGGAAUCCACUGCUCCCAGUACAGAGAUGAGGGCAUUAUGAGAGAGAGAUCACACAUCAGUGGAGCUGGCAGAAUCAGAAAUAGCUCACUGACAGAUAAUCAAAGCUGAUGCAUGACAGGAGCCAACAACCAUAUAAAACUGAUGGUGUUUCCCUUUUUUUGGCAACACUAUUCUCAUGAUUUUUGGUUGCCAAGCAACGAAAACACAUUUAUUUGGCUGAAGAUGAAUUGCAUGACAGCUCUACGAGUUUGUUAUGCAAGUAAUUACUGUGAUAAUACAAUUAAAAAUAUGCACAUGAACCACACUACAAAAAGAUUCAAAAAAGAGAAAACAGAAUUAAAAUAAAAGAUGCUGCAGAUAAUGAUAGAUUACUGGUUAAUUUGUCAGUGCUUUUCUUGAUUAAGCAAUUGUCUGUUUCAACUUCAAAUGAUUUCUCAAGUGAUACUUAAUUACAUAAUUUUAACAAUCUUGUGUUUACAGAUGGUUUACACUGGCCAGUAUCUUUUGACUAUUGAAAAUGAUCAAAUCUAUAUUUCAUUAGAGUUUCCCAGUUUUGUUCUGGGUCUACACACUGAGAAAGUAUGGCACUUAAUUAUUCCAUCAUUGAUUAAUCUGUUGAUGCUUUAUUUCAGAAAAAUAAUAAUUGUUUUGACUAAAAAGAGUGUAAAUGGCUCAUCACAAUAAAAAGGCAAUUACUCAAAAUUACAUUACUGCAGUGCUUUUUUGAUUCCAAAAAAGUUUCCAAGACUGAAAUACACUGAAUCUAUGACCACAAAGAGAAGCAGACAACCCUCAUGUUUGAGAAGCUUUAACUUAGCAUGUUGAGAAAUAAUUCAAUAUUAAACAUUUCAUCUUGAAAAUGUAAUGUUACCAAAAAGAUCAGCCACUGAAUUUUGUCAAUGUGUAAAAUGUAAUAACUGCUGCGAUGCUUUGUUCUGAACUGUAAGAUAUUAAAGGUAAAUGUUUCUCCUC